Aspergillus tanneri is the source of this 1563-nucleotide messenger RNA. RefSeq names its product putative MFS alpha-glucoside transporter. The transcript is spliced from 2 exons. Bases 1 to 1563 code for a protein of 520 amino acids. Gene Ontology annotation, molecular function: carbohydrate:proton symporter activity. The record is from RefSeq and is a predicted model, not a curated record. Gene Ontology annotation, cellular component: membrane. NCBI's taxonomy places the organism in Eukaryota, Fungi, Ascomycota, Eurotiomycetes, Eurotiales, Aspergillaceae. Gene Ontology annotation, biological process: transmembrane transport; carbohydrate transport.
AUGGGCGGACUCUCUGAAAUCCUGGUCCAGUCCUUCCCUCAAUCCUCGACAGAAGAGGCUAAACUGUCCUUCCAGUUCAGCAAGGAGGAACACUCCCAGCGCUUCUGGGAUGCGAUGCGAUGCCAUUGGCCUGCCAUUACAUGGGGGCUGUUCAUGAACCUGGCCACCAUUCUCAAGGGCAUUGAUGGCGGCGUCGUCAAAGGCCUCGUUGGGCUGGACGCCUUCAAGGAAACCUACGGAUACCGCUAUCAAGGUAGCUACAUGAUCUCAGCCCCAUGGCUGUCAGCCUUCCAGUACGCCAACCUACUCGGGGCCAUCGUGGGUGCCCUUGGCUCGGGGUUCGCCUACGACCGCUUUGGGCCGCGGGUGAUGCUCGCUACAUGCUCGGGGCUCUCGAUCGCGUCCGUCUUCCUCCAGUUCUUCAGCCACACGCCCGCCCAGCUCUUCGUCGGCCAACUCGUCAACGGCGCCAUCAUCGCCUUCUACCCGAUUUGCGCCUCCGCCUAUGUCGGAGAAGUCACUCCCCUCGUCCUGCGCGGCUUCGCGGCCACCAUGACGAAUCUGGCCUUCUGCGUUGGCUCGCUGAUCGCCUCAGGUAUCCUCAAGAGCACCGCGUCCAUGAACAGCGUUUGGUCCUUCAAGAUCCCCAUCGCCACGCAGUGGGCCUUACCCUGCGUCAUCCUGCUACUGGUCGGCUUCUGUCCCGACCCGCCGUAUUGGCUCUGUCGCAAGGGCCGACAUGACGACGCGGCCGCCUCUCUGCGACGUCUCGCCACGCCGGGGGUCGAUGUGUCGCGCAGGCUGGCUCACAUCCAGGAGACGCUACGACUCGAGCAGAGCUUCCAAGAGGACCGGCCACAGUACGUCGAAUGUUUCCGCGGGCCCAAUCUGCGUCGACUUCUGAUCUGUGUCAUGGCGUACAGCAUGCAGGCAUUCACCGGCAACGUCUGUUUCAUCAACUACGCCGUGCAUUUCAUGGAAGUGGCGGGUCUCGUCUCGUCGGAUGCCUUCUCCAUGAACCUGGGUCUCACUGCCAUCGGGUUCGUGGGGACGUGCGUCUCCUGGCUGUUACUGUCCUACGUGGGCCGUCGCACCAUAUAUCUCUUCGGAUGCUCGACGCUGGCCGUCCUCUUGUUCAUCAUCGGAGUGGUGGACCUCGCCCCGCGACAUUCGCCGACAGCGUGGGCGCAGUGCGGCAUCAUACUGCUCUGUACAUUAGUGUACGACAUGAGUCUGGGCCCCUUCUGCUACGUGCUCUUGACAGAGGUGGCGUCGGCGCGUCUGCGCAGCUUGACGAUUGCGCUGGCCACGGUCACCUGCUUUCUCUGGUCGGUGGUGUUUUCCGUGGUGAUUCCGUAUGCCAUGAAUGAAGACCAGGGAGACUGGAAGGGGAAGGUGGGCUUUCUGUUCUCCGGGACUAGUUUUUUGUGCUUGGUGUAUUGCUACUGGUGUCUUCCUGAGACAAAAGGCCGGACCUUUGAAGAAUUAGAUAUCUUGUUUGAGCAGAAGGUGCCCAGUCGACAGUUCAAGUCGUACAAGAUCGGUUUGGAUAGAAGUAGAUAG